Messenger RNA from Mandrillus leucophaeus (drill), 3420 nucleotides. RefSeq names its product integrin, beta 1 (fibronectin receptor, beta polypeptide, antigen CD29 includes MDF2, MSK12) (gene ITGB1). The coding region runs from base 3 to 2249 and encodes 748 amino acids. Gene Ontology annotation, cellular component: integrin complex; cell surface; focal adhesion. Lineage: Eukaryota; Metazoa; Chordata; Mammalia; Primates; Cercopithecidae. The record is from RefSeq and is a predicted model, not a curated record. Gene Ontology annotation, biological process: cell migration; cell adhesion mediated by integrin; integrin-mediated signaling pathway. The transcript is spliced from 15 exons. Gene Ontology annotation, molecular function: C-X3-C chemokine binding; collagen binding involved in cell-matrix adhesion; fibronectin binding.
AGAUGAAUUUACAACUGAUUUUCUGGAUUGGACUGAUCAGUUCAGUUUGCUGUGUGUUUGGUCAAACAGAUGAAAAUAGAUGUUUAAAAGCAAAUGCCAAAUCAUGUGGAGAAUGUAUACAAGCAGGGCCAAAUUGUGGGUGGUGCACAAAUUCAACAUUUUUACAGGAAGGAAUGCCCACUUCUGCACGAUGUGAUGAUUUAGAAGCCUUAAAAAAGAAGGGUUGCCCUCCAGAUGACAUAGAAAAUCCCAGAGGCUCCAAAGAUAUAAAGAAAAAUAAAAAUGUAACCAACCGUAGCAAAGGAACAGCAGAGAAGCUCAAGCCAGAGGAUAUUACUCAGAUCCAACCACAGCAGUUGGUUUUGCGAUUAAGAUCAGGGGAGCCACAGACAUUUACAUUAAAAUUCAAGAGAGCUGAAGACUAUCCCAUUGACCUCUACUACCUUAUGGACCUGUCUUACUCAAUGAAAGACGAUUUGGAGAAUGUAAAAAGUCUUGGAACAGAUCUGAUGAAUGAAAUGAGGAGGAUUACGUCCGACUUCAGAAUUGGAUUUGGUUCAUUUGUGGAAAAGACUGUGAUGCCUUACAUUAGCACAACACCAGCUAAGCUCAGGAACCCUUGCACAAGUGAACAGAACUGUACCAGCCCAUUUAGCUACAAAAAUGUGCUCAGUCUUACUAAUAAAGGAGAAGUAUUUAAUGAACUUGUUGGAAAACAGCGCAUAUCUGGAAAUUUGGAUUCUCCAGAAGGUGGUUUUGAUGCCAUCAUGCAAGUUGCAGUUUGUGGAUCACUGAUUGGCUGGAGGAAUGUUACACGGCUGCUGGUGUUUUCCACAGAUGCCGGGUUUCACUUUGCUGGAGAUGGGAAACUUGGUGGCAUUGUUUUACCAAAUGAUGGACAGUGUCACCUGGAAAAUAAUAUGUACACAAUGAGUCAUUAUUAUGAUUAUCCUUCUAUUGCUCACCUUGUCCAGAAACUGAGUGAAAAUAAUAUUCAGACAAUUUUUGCAGUUACUGAAGAAUUUCAGCCCGUUUACAAGGAACUGAAAAACUUGAUCCCUAAGUCAGCAGUAGGAACAUUAUCUGCAAAUUCUAGUAAUGUAAUUCAGUUGAUCAUUGAUGCAUACAAUUCCCUUUCCUCAGAAGUCAUUUUGGAAAACGGCAAAUUGUCAGAAGGAGUAACAAUAAGUUACAAAUCUUACUGCAAGAACGGGGUGAAUGGAACAGGGGAAAAUGGAAGAAAAUGUUCCAAUAUUUCCAUUGGAGAUGAGGUUCAAUUUGAAAUUAGCAUAACUUCAAAUAAGUGUCCAAAAAAGGAUUCUGACAGCUUUAAAAUUAGGCCUCUGGGCUUUACGGAGGAAGUAGAGGUUAUUCUUCAGUACAUCUGUGAAUGUGAAUGCCAAAGCGAAGGCAUCCCUGAAAGUCCCAAGUGUCAUGAAGGAAAUGGGACGUUUGAGUGUGGCGCGUGCAGGUGCAACGAAGGGCGUGUUGGUAGACAUUGUGAAUGCAGCACAGAUGAAGUUAACAGUGAAGACAUGGACGCUUACUGCAGAAAAGAAAACAGUUCAGAAAUCUGCAGUAACAAUGGAGAGUGCGUUUGUGGACAGUGUGUUUGUAGGAAGAGGGAUAAUACAAAUGAAAUUUAUUCUGGCAAAUUCUGCGAGUGUGAUAAUUUCAACUGUGAUAGAUCCAAUGGCUUAAUUUGUGGAGGAAAUGGUGUUUGCAAGUGUCGUGUGUGUGAGUGCAACCCCAACUACACUGGCAGUGCAUGUGACUUUAACAGAGAAUGUGUUCAGUGCAGAGCCUUCAAUAAAGGAGAAAAGAAAGACACAUGCGCACAGGAAUGUUCCUAUUUUAACAUUACCAAGGUAGAAAGUCGGGACAAAUUACCCCAGCCAGUCCAACCUGAUCCUGUGUCCCAUUGUAAGGAGAAGGAUGUUGACGACUGUUGGUUCUAUUUUACAUAUUCAGUGAAUGGGAACAAUGAGGUCAUGGUUCAUGUUGUGGAGAAUCCAGAGUGUCCCACUGGUCCAGACAUCAUUCCAAUUGUAGCUGGUGUGGUUGCUGGAAUUGUUCUUAUUGGCCUUGCAUUACUGCUGAUAUGGAAGCUUUUAAUGAUAAUUCAUGACAGAAGGGAGUUUGCUAAAUUUGAAAAGGAGAAAAUGAAUGCCAAAUGGGACACGGGUGAAAAUCCUAUUUAUAAGAGUGCCGUGACAACUGUGGUCAAUCCGAAGUAUGAGGGAAAAUGAGUACCGCCUGUGCAAAUCCCACAACACUGAAUGCAAAGUAGCAAUUUCCAUAGUCACAGUUAGGUAGCUUUAGGGCAAUAUUGCCAUGGUUUGGCUCAUGUGCAGGUUUUGAAAAUGUACAAUAUGUAUAAUUUUUAAAAUGUUUUAUUAUUUUGAAAAUAAUGUAAUUCAUGCCAGGGACUGACAAAAGACUUGAGACAGGAUGCUUAUUCUUGUCAGCUAAGGUCACAUUGUGCCUUUUUGACCUUUUCUUCCUGGACUAUUGAAAUCAAGCUUAUUGGAUUAAGUGAUAUUUCUACAGUGAUUGAAAGGGCAAUAGUUAAUGAGCAUGAUGAGAGUUUCUGUUAAUCAUGUAUUAAAACUGAUUUUUAGCUUUACAAAUAUGUCAGUUUGCAGUUACGCAGAAUCCAAAGUAAAUGUCCUGCUAGCUAGUUAAGGAUUGUUUUAAAUCUGUUAUUUUGCUAUUUGCCUGUUAGACAUGACUGAUGACAUAUCUGAAAGACAAGUACAUUUAGAGUUGCUGGUGUAAAAUAGGUUUGAAAUAGUUGAUCUCCACAGGCCAUGGGAAAAAUUCAGAGAGUUAGGAAGGAAGAACCAAUAGCUUUAAAACCUGUGUGCCAUUUUAAGAGUUAAUGUUUGGUAACUUUUAUGCCUUCACUUUACAAAUUCAAGCCUUAGGUAUAAGAACCGAGCAAUUUUCUGCUAAAAAGUCCUUGAUUUAGCACUAUUUACAUAAAGGCCAUACUUUGCAAAGUAUUUGCUGAAUGGGGACCUUUCAAGUUGAAUUUAUUUUAUUUUAUUAUUUUUAUUUUGUUUAAUGUCUGGUGCUUUUUAUCACCUCUUCUAAUCUUUUAAUGUAUUUGUUUGCAAUUUUGGGUUAAGACUUUUUUUAUGAGUACUUUUUCUUUGAAGUUUUAGCAGUCAAUUUGCCUUUUUAAUGAACAUGUGAAGUUGUACCGUGGCUAUGCAACAGCUCUCACCUAUGCGAGUCUUACUUCGAAUUAGUGCCAUAGCAGACCACUGUAUGUUUACUUCUCACCAUUUGAGUUGCCCAUCUUGUUUCAUACUAGUCACAUUCUUGUUUUAAGUGCCUUUAGUUUUAACAGUUCACUUUUUACAGUGCUAUUUACUGAAGUUAUUUAUUAAAUAUGCCUAAAAUACUUAAAUCGGA